AUGGCUGCGGAGAGGUCGAUGAUUACUCUCGGAGGUAAAGGAUCAUCCUUUUCUUCUUCCUCUGUUUACAAGAUCGCUUCAGGCGCCUCUAACGUAAGCAUCGAUUCUUCUGCGAUAGAGAGACUCUCCACCAAACCCCUUCCUUUGAUCAAAAGAAGCUCCUUCUUUGGUAUCCUCGCUGAAGAGUUAACGAAGGAAGAGAAACGAGCUUCUCUGGUUGUGCUCUUAAACAAGCUUCUUUUGUCAAACUCCUCCGGUUCGGUUCGGUCUGUUCUUCCGGUUAAGAUACUGGAGAUUCUGAAUUCAAAGGAUGAUGAGACGUUCGAGUUUGGUGACGUGGAGGUGACGGAAGAGGAGAGUGUUGUGUUGGAGAAGUCUUGUGCUUCUUUGGUUGGAAUAUGUUCAGUAAUAGAUCACAAAGCGACGGCUUUGUCUCAGAUUGUUGACUCUGUUGCUGCCUUGAGUGUUGAGGCUACGAAAGGUGAUAUCACUUCGUUUAGUUCGUUGGAUUCUGGAGAUGGGUUCGGUAAUAAAGAUGCCAUCAGUGUUGCUAAUGAUCUCAAGGUGUUGUUAAAUGGGUCUAAAGCUGUUGGGAAAGUUGGGGUUGAAGAGGUUUCUAAGAUUCCGAGGAUUCAUGGGAAGUUUAGAGACGUGGUGAGGAGUGUUCACUCGGAUGCUCGGGUUGAGUUGAAUUCAGCUGUUAAAGGAGUUGUUGGAAUUGGUGAGUCUUUAGGAGCAACAUUGUCAGCUUUGUGUGUACCGAUUAAAAACUUGGGUGAAUGUUCGUUCAAACGUGCUAAACUUUGUGUUGUUUCCAUUGUAAAUGAUAAUCUGAGGGAACACUUGUUGGAAGAGAGUUGUGCUGAGUUUGAGAAUCUGAAGAGUGGUCUUAAGUUAGCUCUCGUUGAAGAGGAUCCUUGCAGAUUAGCUCAUAUGUUGAAUGAGUCUCUGAGCGUUGUGUGGAGAAUCGUUGGUUUGGAAGCAGCUUCUGCAUAUUUUGCACUUGCUGAGUUAAAGAGCCUCUUAGGGAAGGGGACAAGCCUCAUUAUCCAGUUUAUCAAAGAUAGAUUGGUGAGUGACCAGAUUGUGGAUCAGAUCUUAAAUCUUUUUAAUCCUGAGGGUCAGGAUUUUGAUUGCUUAUUGGCUAAAGUGAAAGAGAUUGUAGAAAGUAACGAAAACAGGAGACUUCCCAAACUUCCAAAGGGUACUCGAGAUUUUUCUCAAAAAAAGAUGAUAAUCCGAGAAAAUACAUUUUCAACCAUACAAAGUGUUUUCAAGAAACACGGUGCAACAGCACUUGACACUCCUGUCUUUGAGCUAAGAGAGAUGCUUAUGGGAAAGUAUGGAGAGGACUCAAAGCUGAUAUACGAUAUUGCUGAUCAGGGUGGAGAGUUAUGCUCUUUAAGAUACGAUUUAACUGUUCCGUUCGCACGGCACUGUGCUAUGAAUGGUAUCACAUCAUUCAAAAAAUACCAAAUAGGUAAAGUGUACAGAAGAGAUAAUCCAUCUCACGGGAGGUACAGAGAGUUUUACCAGUGUGAUUUCGACAUCGCUGGUUUGUCUGAACGAAUGGGACCUGAUUUUGAAGUUGUCAAGAUUUUAACUGAGCUCCUUGAUAAAUUGGAUAUUGGAGACUAUGUGGUGAAACUGAACCAUAGAAAGUUGCUAGAUGGAAUGCUGGAGAUAUGUGGAGUACCAGCUGAGAAAUUCAGAACCAUUUGUUCGAGUAUCGAUAAGUUAGACAAGCAAUCACGAGAGCAAGUGAAGAAAGAAAUGGUGGAGGAGAAGGGUUUGUCAUCAGAGGUUGCAGACAGAAUCCGGAGCUUUGUCGACAUGAAAGGAGCUCCUAUGGAGCUACUGUCUAAACUGAGAGAAGAAGGGAGUGAGUUUUUAGGUAACAAGUCAGCAAAUGAAGCUCUUGAUGAGUUGGGUAUAAUGUUUGAAGCGCUUGAGAGAUCAAAGUGCAUUCAAAAAGUGAUCUUUGAUCUGAGUCUAGCUAGAGGUCUUGAUUAUUACACGGGAGUCAUCUUUGAAGCCGUUCUGCGUAGAGAAGCUGCUGAGGAUGAGGAAAUGUCCGACAACUUGCAGGUUGGAUCAAUUGCUGCAGGUGGUCGAUACGAUAACCUUAUAGGAAUAUUUGGAAAAAAGCAAGUCCCUGCGGUUGGUAUGAGUUUGGGGAUCGAGAGAGUGUUUAACAUAAUGGAAAAUAAACAAAAUCUACUGGAAGAGGAACCAAAACGAGUUGUUCUAUCUACAGAGACGCAAGUUUUGGUUAGUGUAAUGGAGGAUAAUAAGCUAGGGGUAGCUGCAGAACUGGUUAGUGAGUUAUGGGAAGCUGGUAUUACUGCAGAGUAUCUUGUGACCAAAAGGAGAGGAAAGCAUUUUGAUCGUGCUCGUAGCGCGGGUUGUGAGAUUCCUUGGAUGGUGAUCGUAGGCAAGAAAGAACUCAGUGAAGGUGUUAAUGUGACACUGAGGAAGAUGGACGAGGGAAGUGAGGAGAGUGUUCCUAGAGACCGUUUCGUUGCUAAACUGUUGGAACGUCUUUGA
Messenger RNA from Eruca vesicaria subsp. sativa (arugula), 2547 nucleotides. NCBI's taxonomy places the organism in Eukaryota, Viridiplantae, Streptophyta, Magnoliopsida, Brassicales, Brassicaceae. The record is from the annotation of a GenBank genome assembly.